AUGGAGACUGUCAGGCCUGAGCGCUCCAGCGUCGGUGGCUUCCUCCGGGCCGUGAGCAGAAUCGUACGAUACCGCCGCGGCGGCAAGGAGAGAGGAGCCGGCGUGGUUACAGAUGAAGUGAGCGUCGGGAAGCCGAAGUUCGCGGAGGGCUUCAAUGGGGCCUCUCUCUCAUCAUCCCACCCAGGUUUCCCUGAUGAGGACGAGAAGAAGAAGAAGCAGCCGCCGCUUCAGGAGCAGCGGCAGCAGAACAGGGAGGUGAUGGAAACUCUCCUCGCCGAGCUCUUCGCCGGUAUCGCCGCCAUCAAGGCCUCCUACGCCCAGCUUCAGGUCGCCCAGUCGCCCUACGACCCGGACACCAUCCAGUCCGCCGACCAGGUCGUGGUGGCGGAGCUGAAGCAGCUCUCCCAGCUUAAGCACUCCUACUUCAAGCAGAUCGACGCCGGCACCGUUGCCGGCUGUGGACACUCCGACCGAGAUUCCCAGCUGCUGGCGGAGCUGCAGGAGCAGAAGAACCUCGUCAAGACCUUCCAGAUUACCGUCAAGAAGCUGGAGGCCGAGCUUCUGCACAAGGACGCCGAGGUCCUCCUGAAGAAACAGGCUCUGGAUGCGGAGCAAGCCUCGUCGGCUUUGCGGCGACCUCUGCAGGUGCUGAGUGGCCUCAGGCCGUCGUCUCUCAACCCAUCACACUUCCUGGCGGCCCUUCAGGAGGCUCGCAGAUCGGUCCGAUCAUUCGCCGGGCAGAUUGUGCGGCGGAUGGAGCUCGCCGGGUGGGACCUCGAUGCCGCCGCCGCCGCCGCCGUUUCGUUUCAGGGGGAGGUCCAGUGGGGGAAGCGGGAGCACCGAGCGUUCGCGUUUGAGUCCUACGUCUGCGCCACCAUCUUCUCUGGCUUCAAGGACGGCGACUUCGGCCUCGGCGGCGGCGAUCGGCGAGCGUUCUUCGACGAAUUCGUAUCAUUGAGGUCCGCCAGUCUGGGGCAAGCCCUCAAAGAACCGGAGUUCGCCAGAUUCUGCCGGGCCAAGUAUCUCAUCAUGGUGCAUCCGGCAAUGGACGAGUCCUUCUCCGGCGGCGGCAAUGCGAGAGCCGUGGUGAGCUCCGGCGAGGGCUUCCCGGAGACGGAGUUCUACCAGGGCUUCGCGGAGAUGGCGAGGAGGGUGUGGCUCCUGCACCGACUCUUCUUCUCCUUCGGGCCUAAGGAGGAGGCAUCUAUUUUCCAGGCGAGGAGGGGCUGCCGGUUCUCAGAGGUCUUCAUGGAGAGCGUGGUGGAGCCGGAGGAGGACGCUGGCGGUGCUGCUGUUGGGUUUACGGUGGCCCCGGGGUUCAGGCUGAGGAAGACGAUCUACCACUGCAAGGUUUACUUGGCGGCGCCGGCGGAGCGGCGGCGCAGCGGUGUGUGA
Messenger RNA from Spirodela intermedia, 1395 nucleotides. The record is from the annotation of a GenBank genome assembly. NCBI's taxonomy places the organism in Eukaryota, Viridiplantae, Streptophyta, Magnoliopsida, Alismatales, Araceae.